UCGGGCGAGAAGCACGACUCCUGCACGGCUCCCAUCGUUUCCAGUGAACUCGAGGGCUCAUUUCCAUAUUUUUAUUAGCCGAUUCCAAAGAGCGAGGACUGCUUCACAAAUCGCGUCAUGGAGACAAAGAAAGACAGAAAGACUCAACUGUGACAAGAGCAAAAAAAAAGGUUUCUCCGUUGGGCGUUCAAGCGCUCAUCCCUGGAGUUUGCCUUCGCAAAUGUCACCGAGUAACCAAGCGCGUCCACGUAGGCUACUGUAAACAGAGGAAAGGAUAUCGUUUUUUGACAGUUCAGAGGCGGACGUAAACAAAAACCUGCGCACCGUUAACCCGUGGAAACUGGACACUGUGGUCGGGGUAAGAAGUGGCUCGUUUUCCCCAAAGGCUCCGCUCUGCUAGGUUUUUUCUUUCUUUCCAAAGGCUACUCUGUGAGUAUCUAAUGAAGUUCUCAAGACUGUGCAUCGCUUGUGGAUUACAGCGUACAGCCCCUCGUGCCGAGGGCGCAGUGACCGUGGCCGUGUGUCGGCGCGCGUAAAGGUUUACUUCAGCCACCGAAAGUAAAGAAAAGUCCGGAGGGCGAAUGCAAGGAUGCCGGUCCGACGGGGACACGUGGCGCCGCAAAACACUUUCCUCGAUACCAUCAUAAGGAAAUUCGAGAGUCACAGUCGCAAGUUCAUCAUCGCCAACGCCCGUGUGGAGAACUGCGGCAUCAUCUUCUGCAAUGACGGCUUCUGCCUCAUGUGCGGCUACACGCGGGCCGAGGUCAUGCAGAAGCCCUGUACCUGCGACUUCCUGUACGGGCCGCACACCACCCGGCUGGCCAUCGCCCAGAUCGCCCAGGCUCUGCUCGGCUCCGAGGAGAGGAAGGUGGAGAUCGCCCUCUACCGCAAAGACGGUGAGUGCUUCCUGUGCCUGGUGGACGUGGUGCCGGUUAAAAAUGAGGAGGGCGUGGUGAUCAUGUUCAUCCUCAACUUUGAGGUCAUGGACGACAAGCCGGACCAGACGCUGGACACCAACCACAAGCUCCCCAUACCCUGGCGCUCCUCCAGUCGGACGCGUGGCAUCCGGCUGCGUCUGCCAGUGCUCCGCUCCCUCAGCAACAGCAGACAGUCCCUGCAGGGGGACCCCGAGUCAGGCCACAGCCACGGCGCCCCCCAACACCACCACCCGCCGGGCACGCCACCACCACCCCCGCGCCGCACCAGCCGCGAGUCGCACCAGUCCGUAGCGCUGGGCGAGCUCCUGCCGGUGCCCGAGAGGUCGCGACCUUCGCUCACGCUCUGGCCGGACGAGCAGCGGGCGGGACUGCUGGGCAGAGACUCCGCCUCCACGCCGCCCCUGCAGCCCCCGCAGGACCACUCGUCGCCGCAGCAACAGCACCGGCUCAACCCGGACGCUUCCACGUCCAACUGCAGCCUGACGCACAGCCGCUCGCGAGAGAGCUUCUACAGUAUGCGGCGCGCCUCCUCCGUGGACGACAUCGAGGCCAUGCGGCCCAACUGGGACAGGAAGUUCCGCACGCGCGGCAGCUGCAGCAGCACAGGUGCGGUCAACAACAAGUCCAACAUCCUCAACUCUACCUCCGACUCUGACCUCAUGCGCUACCGCACCAUCAGCAAGAUCCCGCAGAUCACGCUCAACUUCGUGGACUUCAAGGCCGACCCGCUGAUCGCCCUGCCCACAGGAGACAUGGACAUCAUCGCGCCCUGCAAGCUCAUCGACCGCACACACAACGUCACCGAGAAGGUCACGCAGGUGCUGUCGCUGGGUGCCGACGUGCUGCCCGAGUACAAGCUGCAGGCGCCGCGCAUCCACAAGUGGACGGUGCUCCACUACAGCCCCUUCAAGGCGGUGUGGGACUGGCUCAUCCUGCUGCUGGUCAUCUACACGGCCAUUGUCACCCCGUACUCGGCCGCCUUCCUGCUCAACGACCAGGAGGACCAGAAAAUGCAGGCCUGCGGCUACUCCUGCCCGCUCAACGUGGUGGACCUCAUCGUGGACAUCAUGUUCAUCAUCGACAUCCUCAUCAACUUCAGGACCACCUACGUCAACGCCAACGACGAGGUGGUCAGCCACCCCAUCAAGAUCGCCGUGCACUACUUCAAGGGCUGGUUCCUCAUCGACAUGGUGGCGGCCAUUCCUUUCGACCUGCUCAUCUAUCGGAAUGGAGAAGAGACGACCACGCUGAUAGGCCUGCUGAAGACCGCCCGCCUGCUCCGAUUGGUGCGCGUGGCCCGUAAGCUGGACCGCUACUCGGAGUACGGCGCGGCGGUGCUCUUCCUGCUCAUGUGCACGUUCGCCCUGAUCGCCCAUUGGCUGGCCUGCAUCUGGUACGCCAUUGGCAGCGUGGAGCGGGCCGGCUCCAUUGGCUGGCUGCACUCGCUGGGGGACCAGCUGGGCAAGCACUACAACACCUCCAUACCGGGCUCGGGGCCCUCCAUCAAGGACAAGUACGUCACCGCUCUCUACUUCACCUUCAGCUCGCUGACCAGCGUGGGCUUCGGGAACGUGUCGCCCAACACCAACUCCGAGAAGAUCUUCUCCAUCUGCGUCAUGCUCAUCGGAUCUCUGAUGUAUGCCAGCAUCUUUGGGAACGUGUCAGCCAUCAUCCAGCGGCUCUACUCGGGCACGGCGCGCUACCACGCCCAGAUGCUCCGUGUGCGCGAGUUCAUCCGCUUCCACCAGAUCCCCAACCCGCUGAGGCAGCGGCUGGAGGAGUACUUCCAGCACGCUUGGUCCUACACCAACGGCAUAGACAUGAAUGCGGUUCUGAAAGGGUUCCCGGAGUGUUUGCAGGCCGAUAUCUGCUUGCACCUCAACCGCACGCUGCUGCAGAACUGCAAGGCCUUCAAGGGCUCCACCAAGGGAUGCCUCCGCGCGCUGGCCAUGAAGUUCAAGACGACGCACGCGCCGCCCGGGGACACGCUGGUGCACGCUGGGGACGUGCUGACCGCCAUCUACUUCAUCUCCCGCGGCUCCAUCGAGAUACUGAGGGGAGACGUGGUGGUGGCCAUCUUAGGGAAGAAUGACAUAUUCGGUGAGCCCAUCAACCUGUAUGCGCGGCCGGGGAAGUCCAACGCGGACGUGCGGGCGCUGACCUACUGUGACCUCCACAAGAUCCAGCGGGAGGACGUCCUGGAGGUGCUGGACAUGUACCCAGAGUUCUCUGACCACUUCUGGACCAACCUGGAGAUCACAUUCAACCUCAGAGACACCAACAUGAUCCCUGGCUCCCCCAGCAGCGACGACUCUGACAGUGGCGGCUUUAACCGUCUGCGUAGGCGCAAGCUGUCAUUCCGCAGACGCACUGAAAAAGACGACGCGGAUGCGGGGGAAGUCAAGAAGAACCAGAAGCCCAUCCGGCGGAGCAGGAAGAAGGCGGCCAGCAGCAGCCAGGAGGGGGAGAGCCUCAAGCCGGACUGGGAGGCGCACCACCACUCCGACUCCCCCCACUCCAGCGGGGACGAGGAGGGGGAGGGCUCUCUGCACCCGGGCCCAGAGCCUCCUCUCCCCUUACUGGAGCUCUCCCGGCCCCCCCAGGCCUCCCCCAGCACAUACGAGGCAGCCGAGGCGGACGGAGAUCCCAAAACAGGAAACACCUGCAAUGCGCUCUCAGGUGCGUUCUCAGGUGUGUCUAACAUCUUUAGCUUCUGGGGGGAGAGCCGGGGCUCCCAUCAGUACCAGGAGGUGCCUCGCAGCAGCCUGCCCUCGCCCCCGCCCCACAACACCCCCCUCCGCAACAUCACCCGACGUCAGCGCACAGAGGUGGAGAACCGCCUGGACCUGCUGCAGAAACAGCUCAACAGGUUAGAGACGCGCAUGUCGACGGACAUCGGCGCGAUCAUGCAGCUGCUGCAGAGGCAGAUGGCCCUGGUGCCGCCGGCCUACAGCACCGUCUCCUCGCCCCCACAGGGCUCCAGCUACCCCGGCCCCCCCGAGAGGCUCAUCCAGCCCGUCACGCCCCUCGAGUCAGAGACGCUCGCCUCGCUCUCACAGAUUUUGGACCGGCCGGACUUUGAGGAGGAGUUCGGCGCGGCGAGUGCCAGCAAGUCCAGCGAGUCCCUUCGUAGUCCGACGGAGUUCCACCCCUGCGGCGGCAGCACCCCACUGCUCACCCCCACCCCCACCCCCACCGAGCCUCCCUUGCAACCCCCGACCCCUGCAGCCCAGGGCAGCAUGGCGGCCCUCACUCUCCCCCUGACCCUGGAGCUGGGGCCACUGGGGGUGGAUGUAGGGGCCCCAUCUCGGCCCUCAACCCUGCUGGACCCUGAGGCCCAGAGGAGGCUCUCUCUGCCCGAGCCCCAGACCCCGCUGGACUCACGGACACCGCAGAGGCACAGCUCCGACCCCGGGAGCUAGGGAGCAAGGGA
Molecule: messenger RNA, 4371 nt
Organism: Engraulis encrasicolus (European anchovy)
Lineage: Eukaryota; Metazoa; Chordata; Actinopteri; Clupeiformes; Engraulidae
Gene: kcnh2b
Product: potassium voltage-gated channel, subfamily H (eag-related), member 2b
Exons: 16
Coding region: 590-4360 (1256 amino acids)
Biological process (GO): regulation of heart rate by cardiac conduction; potassium ion transmembrane transport; regulation of ventricular cardiac muscle cell membrane repolarization
Cellular component (GO): plasma membrane
Molecular function (GO): inward rectifier potassium channel activity
Source: RefSeq, a predicted model, not a curated record